Messenger RNA from Asparagus officinalis (garden asparagus), 1619 nucleotides. RefSeq lists its product as uncharacterized. The record is from RefSeq and is a predicted model, not a curated record. NCBI's taxonomy places the organism in Eukaryota, Viridiplantae, Streptophyta, Magnoliopsida, Asparagales, Asparagaceae. The coding region runs from base 155 to 1597 and encodes 480 amino acids. The transcript has a single exon.
UACGACACAUGUCUCUGAUGUUGCAUGCCCUAUGACACAUGUCUCUGCAAUUGCAUGUGAAUUCAAUUAUUUGAACAACUACCCUUCAUUAUAUAAACUGAUCAGAUGCACAUCAUAAGUAUACCUAUCAACAUUUCAAAAAUCAUAGCAUCCAAUGGAUCCUUUCCUAAAUGAGUUUAGUCUAGAAGAGUUCCAACAACAAUGGGAAAUAGAAGAAAAAAUACUUGAUAGGCAGCGAGAACUUCUUGAAGAAUUGCAAAGGAGAAGCGAACAACCACGUAAGAGGAAAUCCAUACAUAGAGAUCAUCAUGCAGCGCAUGAGAGACUCAUGGCCGACUACUUUGCCGAGUCAUGCACUUACACUGACGCCCAGUUCCGACGCAGGUAUCGAAUGAAAAGGCCUCUCUUUCUACGAAUUGUGGACUCUAUAUCAAAUUACGACGAUUACUUCACACAACGGCGCAAUAAUGCGGGCAAGCUUGGGUUAACGCCUAUCCAGAAGUGUACGGCUGCCAUACGCAUGCUCGCAUAUGGAGUCGCAGCCGAUGCUUGUGAUGAGUACGUCAAGAUAGGAGAAUCCACUGCUAUCGAGUGUACUCGCAAGUUUUGCGAAGGGGUAAUAGCAUUGUUUCAAGAUGAAUACUUACGACGACCAAAUGUGGAAGACUUGCAGAGGUUGCUCCAAGUUGGACAGGAACGUGGAUUCCCAGGGAUGAUUGGAAGUAUUGAUUGCAUGCACUGGCAGUGGAAAAAUUGUCCUAAGGCUUGGCAAGGGCAGUUUACUAGUGGACACAAGGGGACGGCAACAGUUAUCCUCGAGGCAGUUGCGUCAUAUGAUUUGUGGAUAUGGCAUGCUUUUUCAGGGCUUCCUGGUAGUUUGAAUGACAUAAAUGUACUAGAUAGGUCACCGGUUUUUGACGACAUUGAGUCUGGUGAAGCUCCACGGGUAAAAUAUGAUUUGUGGAUAUGGCAUGCUUUUUCAGGGCUUCCUGGUAGUUUGAAUGACAUAAAUGUACUAGACAGGUCACCGGUAUUUGACGACAUUGAGUCUGGUGAAGCUCCACGGGUAAACUUCACCGUGAAUGGGCGGGAGUACAAUCUUGCAUACUAUCUUGCCGACGGAAUCUACCCUAAGUGGCCUGUCUUCGUGCAGUCAAUUCAAAUGCCCCAAGGCAACAAACAUCAAUUUUUUGCCAAACAACAGGAAUCAUGCAGGAAGGACGUGGAACGCGCAUUCGGGGUACUCCAAGCACGCUUCGCUAUUGUCCGCCAACCAGCUAGAAUGUGGGAUCUUGAUGUCUUAGGAAAAAUAAUGAGGGCGUGCAUUAUUUUACAUAACAUGAUAGUAGAGGAUGAACGAGAUACGUAUUCGCGAAACUGGGAAAAUAUCGACUUUGAACCGUCGAACAAUGCUAGCUCUAGCGCCUCUUUCAAUGUUCAAACAGACGUGUUGCCGGAGUUUCAAGUCCAUGUUCAACACCGAUCUGAGGCAGAUAAUCAGACUAGAGCGGAACUACGAGAUAAGACCCAACAUAUUCAGCUGAAGAAGGAUCUCAUCGAGCACAUUUGGCAGAAGUUUGGGACAACCUCCGAUUAAAUUUUUACCAAUUUAGUGUGUG